AGGGCCGCCGUCCAUCGAGCGGAUUGUAUGGUUCGUGCGUCUAUACUCUGAAUCGAAGACCACAGCAGCGUAGCAGACGCCUCGCAGGGCCGCGCCUAGCAGAGAUGGUGUGGGGAUUUGUAACGUGUGGGCCUAAUGAGGCCCUUGUCAUAUCAGGAUGUUGUUACCAAGGAAAGCCAUUGACGGUAGUGGGAGGACGCGCAUUUGUUUGGCCAUGUAUUCAGAUGCUUCAAAGGAUAUCGCUCAACGUGAUGACUCUCAAUGUUGAGUCUCCACGAGUCUACACUGCACAAGGAGUUCCAAUCUCUGUCACGGGCAUUGCACAGGUGAAAGUACAGGGUCAGUAUGAAGAAAUGUUACUGGCUGCCUGCGAGCAGUUCUUGGGCAAGUCGGAGUCCGAGGUUCAACAAGUGGCACUGGAAACGCUUGAAGGACACCAGCGUGCCAUCAUGGGGUCCAUGUCUGUUGAGGAGAUAUACAAGGACCGUAAAAAAUUCAACCAAAAUGUUUUUGAAGUUGCAUCCAGUGACUUGAUAAACAUGGGCAUCACUGUACUCUCGUACACCCUUAAAGACAUUCAUGAUGAUGAGACCUACUAUGCAAAGGGCUACUUAGAUGCUCUGGGUAUGGCCCGAACUGCUGAAGUAAAGCGCGAUGCCCGUAUUGGUGAAGCAGAAGCAACCAAAGACUCGCAGAUUAAAGAAGCAAUUGCUGAAGAAGAACGAAUGGCUGCUAAAUACAUCAAUGACACUGAGAUUGCCAAGGCUCAGAGAGAUUUUGAACUGAAGAAGGCAACAUAUGAUAUGGAAGUUCAAGCAAAGAAAGCAGAAGCUGAACUUGCUUAUGAACUUCAAGCUGCCAAGACACGUCAAAAGAUUAAGGAGGAGCAAAUGCAAAUCAAGGUUAUAGAAAGAGCUCAAGAGAUUCUUAUCCAAGACCAGGAAAUUCAGCGUCGAGAGAAGGAGCUAGAGGCCACAGUGAAACAGCCAGCAGACUCCGAAAAGUUUAAGUUGGAGAAAUUGGCUGAAGCUGCUCGCACCAAGACCAUGCUGGAGGCCGAAGCCGAGGCUGAAGCCAUCCGAGUCAAGGGUGAAGCAGAGGCAUAUUCUGUGGAAGCCAAGGCCAGAGCUGAAGCCCUCAUCAUGAUGCAGAAGGCUGAAGCACAGAAGGAGUACAAGGAGGCUGCCAUGUUGGAAAUGUUCCUGGAAACCCUGCCUAAGGUUGCUGCUGAAGUCGCUGCACCACUCUCACAGGCCAAGAAGUUAACCAUGGUGAGCAGUGGUAAAUCUGAGAUUGGUGCAGCCAAGCUUACGGGAGAGGUCAUGGAGAUCAUCACUCGUGUGCCACAAAUGGUCAAGACCUUGACGGGUGUUGACAUAACCAAGAGCAUCCGCACUGUGUAAAGGUUGGCCAUGGUACAUGUUAAAGGAGCUGUAUCUUCCAUCAGAGGUUAACACAAAGGAAAGCAUUUAUGUUACAGAUUAGGUUUAUAUGGAAAUUAUUUUCCCAGUACUAAGUGUUCUCAAAUAUAAUAUUAGCUAAUGAGCUUAUUUGUAGAUCUUAAAUAACAUUGACAAGGAAUUGAUUAAAGUAAUACACAUACUAUAUGUGAAACAUUAAGUAUUUUUUUUUUUUUUUAAGAAUGAUGUCUUGUUUUUUAACAGUACAGGCAUAAAGUACAAGUAUUAUAUUCUUUUACAUUCAUAUUUAUACUGUUCUGAUUUCUAAGCAAGUGUCAUUUUACUAUCACUUGCUAGUAAAUAUGCAUGACAGCAGUCAUUAUAGUUAACUAUUACUGAGGCCUUAUCAGAACCUUAAAUUCCUGUAAUCCCCUUCAAUCUAGCAUUGUUAGAAUUGCAGUACUUGCUUUAUACUUAGUCGUAAAAAAAUGCUGUUUCAAACUGUGGCCAUAAAUAAAACAUGGAUGCUUCUUUAGCCAUCUUUAUUUUAUUUGUGUGUGUACAUGGGUGCAGUGGUUUAUACUAUAUGUGCAUGCAUGUGUGUGUACAUGUGUGUGUAAAGAAAUAUGAAUAUGAUUGGUGAAUGGAUUACUAAAGGACUUUUAAAAAUACAGUAUAAACAAAUGUUAUUACUACAUAUUUGGUCUGAGUAAUGUGGGCACCAACUUAACUCAGGCUUGUUCUGAAGUUUCUAACGAGGACAACUUUCUCAGAUACAGUACUGUAUUUUCUGUGAUCCAUUAUAAAGGGUCACAGUAUUCAAUGUCCAACAAUCUUUUGUGUUGAAGUUUCUCAUAUAUGUAUAGACAGAACCAUUUUUGAAUUUCAUUUGGUUACCUCAGGAUUGUAAUAUUAAGUGUCUGAUGUUGGUACAAACUGUACUAACAGGUAGCAGUCCUCACAAAUUUGUUCACUGCCACACUUAGUUUCCGUUUCUGUUACUUUAAUUGUCUGUUAUAUUUUUGUUAGCUAAGGCUAGAAAUUUUGUAUUGUUAUUAUAUUAUAUCGAGUAUAUGGCUAGAAGUUAGCAGUGAAUUAGCUGGUGUAAUUUACAGCUUAUUCGUGACAAAUAAAAGAUUCAGUUGAGGGUUCUCAGUCAUUUGCAGUUGCCUGGUAUAUUCCACACACACACACUUUACCAAUAAGGUACCCGGGAGUUAGUUGCCUGUUGUGGGCAGUGUUCUGUACCAUCCAUCACCAUCUGCAAAAUGUACAAAAUAAUGCGAUAGUGUUCCGUAACUUGAUUUAGUUUGUUUACAUGCAAUGAAAACUUUAAAAAUGGAACAUGAGUUAUAUACUGUAUAUCUUUUGAACAUACUUUUAUACUGUGCAUUCAGCGAGUUUGUCAUUAUAGUGUUCUGAGCACAAACUCUUGCCUUUACAUUUUAGAGAUAAAUGAUGAUCCCCUAAUUGAAAUUUUAUUGUGCCCCAAUUAGGAUACUUUUCAUAGUAGAUUAGUAAGAACUGAAAAAAAAAUCUGUACAAAUCCCUUUGAUACCAAAGUACUUUAGAUACUUUUAUUUUGUUGUACAGAUCAUGAUUGCUAUAAAACAAGGCAAUCAGGCUUAUAAUUUUUGGCAUAUUGCAAUUUUCAAGUUAACAGUUCAUUCUAGUAAGAAAAAUAAACCAACUGAAUUAUUAAUUCCUGCUCAACAGCAUUGCAGAUCGCUAGUUGAGGUUUUAUAUAAAUUUAUCCAAUUGCCCUUGUGUGAAAUUAUAUUCGUAACUCCAGAAUGUUUAUACUGUAUUCAUCUAUUGUAAACGGUCAUAUUUAUGGAAAUCACUGAAGAAUGAGUUGUAGUUUUUGAUGCCUACACAGGAGAAAACUUUAUCAAAUUGCUCUUUGUGAAUGUUAAACAUAUAUAAUUAUAUAACAUUUUUUCCUCAUUCAAAUCAUAUAGCAAUUAUUCAUCGUGUUGAGUGUUACAAAAAGUAUGUAUAUUCUCUAUACUUUCUGCUACACAUUGAAAAAAAAAAUAAAAAAAAUAAAAUCUUAAUGUGUG
Messenger RNA from Procambarus clarkii (red swamp crayfish), 3463 nucleotides. It is a transcript of the gene Flo1, whose product is annotated as flotillin-1. NCBI's taxonomy places the organism in Eukaryota, Metazoa, Arthropoda, Malacostraca, Decapoda, Cambaridae. Gene Ontology annotation, biological process: protein localization to plasma membrane; regulation of receptor internalization; positive regulation of cell-cell adhesion mediated by cadherin. Gene Ontology annotation, cellular component: flotillin complex; cytoplasmic vesicle; plasma membrane. The record is from RefSeq and is a predicted model, not a curated record.